AUGCCGCAGCACGCGCAGACGCACGACCUGGCGGCGCUGUUGGCCUCCGACCACGUGCAGUACGUCAAGGCCCGCCGCGAGGACUUCACGCGCUCCUACUUCCCGCUCUCGGCCGCUGAGAUUCGCGCGCUCGAGGCCAACGGCAACACCGCUGAUGACUGGCGCGACGUGCGCAAGACCCACGAGCACGCGCCGCUGCAGACGGCGAGCAUCCGCCAGUGCUCAUUCCACGGCCGAGUGGCGCUCGGCAGCUUCUCGGCCUCGUACAGCCACGACGUGGACGGCAUCCCGUUCCGCUGCGGCGUCUACAACUCGGCGCUGAGCAACGCGGUGGUGCUGGACCACGCGCUGGUGAAGGACACGCUGGUGCUCAAGGACGUCCUCGUGGACGCGCGCGCCGCCGUCAUUCAGUGCGGCAGCGUCACAGGCCCAGCAGCGAGUGCAGGCGCCUCCGCCUGUGGCAACGGCCACCUGCUCCACGUGGGGGUGGAGACUGGCGGACGCGACCUCCGCGUGGUGGCGGACAUGCCCUUCUCACUGGGCGCUGCAGUCGCUACGCAGAGAGGAGACGUCGAGUUCUUGAAGACGUACGACGCCUUUGUGGACAAGUAUGUGGCCGAGGUUAAGGCGCCGAUGGCGAUUGUGGCGCAAAAUGCGCGUGUGCGAGGGUGUUCACGGGUGGAAGGGGCAUUUGUGGGCGACUAUGCGCUCGUGGAGGACAGCGACAUCGCCAAUUCGACGAUUCUGUCGACUGCGGGGGAGCCGUCAGUUGUCCGGAUGAAGAGUAUCGUCCGCGACUCGAUCGUGCAGUGGAACUCGACUGUUGAGGCGCUCAGCGUGGUCGAAGGCGCGUUCUUGUGCGAUACGUCGCAUGUGGAGCGCCACGGCAUCGUCAUGAGCUCCGUGAUUGGGCCCAACACGUCCGUGGCGGAGGGCGAGGUGACCUCCAGCUUCGUGGGGCCGUUUGUGGGUUUCCACCACCAGGCGCUCUUGAUUGCGUCCGUCUGGCCGAAGGGCAAAGGCAACAUUGGCUACGGAGCGAACGUCGGCAGCAACCACACGUUGAAGGCGCCAGAUCAGGAGCUGUUCCAUGGCGAAGGGGUGUUUUUCGGGCUGGGGUGCAACGUCAAGUUCCCCAGCAACUUCGUCAAGGCUCCGUAUUCGGUGAUUGCAACUGCAGUCAACACGCUGCCGCAACUAGUGGCGAUGCCCUUUGCGCUGAUUAACACGCCAGCUCACAUCAUUCCGUCGCUGUCACCGGCCAUCAAUGAGAUUUCACCAGGGUACGUUGUUUUAGGAAGCCUCCACUGGACCGUCUGGAUGGGCUGA
Phytophthora sojae is the source of this 1329-nucleotide messenger RNA. RefSeq lists its product as hypothetical. The transcript has 2 exons. The record is from RefSeq and is a predicted model, not a curated record. Lineage: Eukaryota; Oomycota; Peronosporomycetes; Peronosporales; Peronosporaceae. Bases 1 to 1329 code for a protein of 442 amino acids.